UUAGGCUGUUCCGAGUUGACGUUUUUUUUUUUACAGGUGUCCACGUCGGUUUACAUCCCUGUCCUAAUCUGACGAUCUCCUAAAGUGACAGCUCACUAAAAGACAGGCAGACUCCUGGUCAUAAUGUCCUUGGUGGACUCGGACGACAGCUACGAUUUCGUCUUUAAAAUAGUCUUAGUCGGGGAUGUCGGAGUGGGCAAAACCUGCGUGGUCCAGCGGUUUAAGACUGGCACGUUCAUCGAGCGGCAGGGCAACACGAUCGGGGUGGACUUCACCAUGAAGACGAUGGACAUUCAGGGAAAGAGGGUGAAGUUGCAGAUUUGGGACACAGCAGGACAGGAGAGGUUUCGGACAAUCACCCAGAGCUAUUAUCGCAGCACCAAUGGUGCCAUCAUCACCUAUGACAUCACCAAGAAGUCCACUUUCAUGUCUGUGCCCAAGUGGAUGGAGGACGUCAAGAAGUAUGGUGGCACUAACAUCGUCCCCCUUUUAAUAGGUAAUAAGACAGAUCUGACUGACCAGCGUGAAGUUCCCUUCGAGGAUGCGCAGACAAUGGCUCACCAAUUAGACUUUAUUAGUGUCAUCGAAACGUCUGCCAAAGACUCCAGCAAUGUAGAUGAGGCCUUUAACAAGAUGGCAGCUGAGCUGAUCCUGAGACAUGGCGGGCCCAUGUUCAACGACAACGUGACGGACAGCUUUAAACUCAACAGCAAAGACGUGGCCAGCGAGGGCUGGGGGUGUGGGUGUUGAUGGAGUGGGUAUGGAUGAUUAAUGUUGGUUGCACUGUUGCUCCUCUUAACAGUGUUCACAUACUGUUAUCAGCUUUGUGAUCCAUUGCUCAGUCAUCAUCAGCAUUUGAUAUCAUUUGAUCAAAUUAGUUUAUCUGGGACCAGUAGAUUGACUAUCAGGUUUUGAAGUGACUGUGCCUGAUUAGUUCAGAGUCAACAGAUGGUUUGUGGUUGGUUUUUGUAAGGGAGCUGUUUGAAGUUCCUAUCUUUAUUAUAAUUUAUGAAUUGGUUUAAUGGUUUAAACCAAGUUGCUGAGUCACCUAAUCAGACAGGAACCUGCAAAAACAUCUCAUGAGCUCAUAGUGUAUAAGAUGAGAACUAAGCUAACUUCAUUUAUUUGCCAUGGUAUAUAGAUAUAGUCUUUUACAGUUUACGAAUAAAUCCAUUCUUCAUGCUAAUUUAGUCUAAAAGGAUAAAAUAGGUAAAUUUUUGUGAAAAUGUUUGCGCAAAACAAUGUUUACUCCAGGUGACACACAUGCAACAGAUGUUAUGUAGUAAUACUGUAAUACUAAUAGUUAACCUGUUGUUGAGGGACACUUAUUUAUUAAACUUUUAAUGGCUGCACAGCAGCAUUAAGAGACACUUGCAGUAUAGACUCCAGCAAGUUUCAGGUGUCUUACUGUUGUGUUAAACUGGAAACCUUGUUUCCACAAGGUUUCCACAACUUUGUAAUUUAAGUUUUAUUUUUUUAGUUUUAUUAGACUAAACAUAUUAGUGUAUGUUAUUAUUAUAUACAAGGAACAAAACCUUGUUGCUGCAGUUUUUCCUUUUUUAUUUUAGUUUUUAUAUCAUUUGAAAAUGACUGCUGCCAUUUCUUUAUUCUGUUGUAACAUCAUUACGAAUGAUAAAUUAAAGGAGAACUUCGGGGUAAAAUGGACUUUGGGUGUAUUAAAACAUGAUAAAAAGUACUUACCUUUGUUGAAUAGCCCACCACCGCUCUCCUUCAGCUUUCUGAGAUCAAUGUAUUUUGUGCACUUUGCCCAAACAGGCUUUAGAAUGAGUGAGACAUAUUUUUUGCCCCUGCAGAUGCAUCGCCUUUUCCACCGUUAUCCAGGCUCAAAGUAGCUCCACACUUUAUUGGUAGAAUCCGGAGAGUCCUGAUAUUUAAAACGAGCCAUUAAAAACUUUAAAAGUGCACAAGAAGUUUAUUAAAAACACUGUUUACAUCCAAUAACAAAGGUAAAUCUCCGGGCGUCGACAUCUUAAAUUUAAGUCACAAUAAGUCAACCGUCGAGCGUGAAUACUAAAACAUUUUGAGCAAUAUUUAUGCAAUUUGUUGUUGGUUCUUUGCAUUCUAAUAUCGACAGUAACCAGAUAUUUUCAGCAAAAGCUGGAAAUCAUGCAUUUCCAAGGAAUUCAUUUUGCAAUCUGCUCAACUAUCCUACCUAUUCAUUCAUGCUCAACAGUUGACUGUUUUGGUAAAGUGCACAAUAUAAUGGAUUUCAGAAAGCUGCAGGAGAAUAGAGGUGGGCUAUUCAACAAAGGUAUGUACUUUUUAUCAUGUUUUAAUACACCCAAAGUCCAUUUCAUACCAGAGUUCUUUUUAAGUAGGAGUAAAAGCUCUUUACAAUAACUUUCUGUGAAUAUUGAAGAGAAAUUUGACCAAAUUUGCAUAAUUUAAUCUUUAAAAUGUAAAGAAAUCAUUCAUUUUGGGGGUUUUGAGUUUUGUUGUUGUGCUGUAAGAAACUUACUAACUAGGGCUGGACAAUUACUCGAAAAUGACCCGAAACAGACAUUCAGAAGUCUAAUCAAAUUAAUCAUGCUCGAUUUGGUAACCUAAUUGUUUUGUUGUUUUUUUAAUUAUUGCUUUUUUUUUUCAUAUUACCAAUUCUAAAGACCAAUUUUACAGUGGUGAUGAAAAGAACUAGGUAUCUAGGUAUCACCAUAACUAUAACACACAAAUAUAACCAUAUUUAAACUAUUUUUAAACCCCCCAGUAAACUUCCAUAAAGGUUCUUCUGGGUUUUAUAUGAAAUAAUGUUGAUGGUCAAAUUAAGCGCAUUUCCACUGCAGGUUUGAGUGGUUCUGAGCAGACAAUAAUUACUCUCUAGUUUUUUUUGACACGUUUUGGCUUGGAACACUUACAAACCGGGCUGGACCCAAUUUUCUCAGCAUGGUUAGAUAACCGUAGUUGGGACCACAGACCCGUUCAGUGGGAGGACUUAAGGGCUGAGCCUGGUUGUCUGCAUUGCUAAUGCCAUGUUAGUGACGUUGGAAGUGUCCAGUUGCCAGCAGUGCUAACACACUACAGACUGUACUCUUUACUGCCACAAUGUCAUCUUGUAGGUGUGAAUGUAUGCACACAAGAAUGUUAAUACAUCUGAAAAAAAUAAGACAUUUAAAUAUGUCUGUAUAAAACAUUUACAACUAUAUUUUCAUAUAUUUAGGUUCUACGACUGUUGAAUUAAAAAACAAAUCAUGUUAUGUUAAAAAGGUUCUGUUUAGUUCAGUAGUUUAAAUAAUAACAAUAACCUCAGUGCAGUGGUUUGAUUUUGGUUCGGCUGCAUUACUCGUUAGUUAAAAGUCUGUGUAUGUCAAGCCAACUGUAGCCACAUUUUUACUGUUUAUAUCGGCAUCAAAUUUUUUAUUUUUUAAUGUUCAUUUUGAUAGGGUUUGGUAAAGCUUUUUCACAGCUUUGAAGUACGUUUGUUUAGUUUUUUUAGUAAUUAAGUUAGUAAUUUAUACUCGGUAUAUACAGGAUGUAUCUGGACAUUUUGCAAGCCACUUUUACUCUUUUUCUAAUUACAUAAAUAAAUGAAUUUUUCUACUUUGCUGUACAUUUUGUACAUCAGAAGAUUCAGACACUAUAUGGGACGUGUGGGAGAUUGGAUGUGUUUUUAUUUACUUGAAAGUGAAUUGUAACAGAAUCUUCCCGAGCGGAUGUGCCUUACAGUUUGGAAACUGUUAGAAUUAUCAAUUUGUAGCAUUUUUCUAGUGACAGGAGGUUUUGGAAAAAAGGAAGUAUGAAUUUUAUCUUGACAUAUUUUAUCAACAAAUUAAAUGUUCUUCUUUUGUGAUAAUGUGUUUAAUCUGUGUAUGCAAAAUAAUUUAAGACUGAAUGAUCUGUUCAUAUUGAAUACGUUGUUGAUUUGUUAUUUUAGGAAUAAAACAUUUUGGAAGCAUGA
Molecule: messenger RNA, 3913 nt
Organism: Astyanax mexicanus (Mexican tetra)
Lineage: Eukaryota; Metazoa; Chordata; Actinopteri; Characiformes; Acestrorhamphidae
Gene: rab43
Product: RAB43, member RAS oncogene family
Exons: 3
Coding region: 124-750 (208 amino acids)
Cellular component (GO): trans-Golgi network
Molecular function (GO): GTP binding; GTPase activity
Source: RefSeq, a predicted model, not a curated record